Naegleria gruberi is the source of this 774-nucleotide messenger RNA. RefSeq lists its product as uncharacterized. Gene Ontology annotation, molecular function: carbon-sulfur lyase activity; pyridoxal phosphate binding. NCBI's taxonomy places the organism in Eukaryota, Heterolobosea, Eutetramitea, Acrasida, Naegleriidae. The transcript has 2 exons. Gene Ontology annotation, cellular component: cytoplasm. The annotation marks the transcript as partial. The record is from RefSeq and is a predicted model, not a curated record. Gene Ontology annotation, biological process: transsulfuration.
UUAGAAAAGGAACCACUUGAUGAGAAAAAGAGUGGACUCUAUGUUGGAGAUGUUAUUUGGUUGGAAACUCCAGUCAACCCAACAUGUGACCUGGAAGAUAUUGAAUAUUAUUCUAAAAAGGCAAAACAAAUGGGUGCUCUUGUGGUUGUUGAUUCAACCUUUGCUUCACCAGCUCUUCAACAACCAUUGAAAUGGGGAGCAGACUUUGCAUUACACAGUGCAACUAAAUUCAUGGGAGGCCAUAGUGAUUUAUUGGGUGGAAUGAUUACUGGAAAAUCGAAUGGAUUGAUUAGCAGCGUGAAAUCGUAUCGAUCAGUGAUGGGAGGAGUGAUGGGAAAUUUGGAAGCUUAUCUACUGAUGAGAUCUUUGAGGACUUUGAAUGUGAGAGUGAAUUAUCAAUCACAAUCUGCUGAAAUUGUUGCCAAUUGGUUGCAAUCUCAAAUUGGAAAUGAGGAAACUAGAAUGAAAGAAACUUCUGAACCAUCCAACAAUGAAAGAAAACUCACCAAUUAUGAAAUUUGUGAAAAGCAAAUGGAUGGAAAAGGUCCAGGAAUUCUCUCUUUCGAAUUAUCUGAUCCGUUGGAAGCCAGAAAAUUACCUAAACUCUUAAACAUCAUUGAGAAUGCAACUUCAUUAGGAGGAGUUGAAUCAUCCAUUGAUUACAGAUUCCAAUGGGAUAAUUUCUCUCCACCAUCCCUUCUCCGUUUAAGUAUUGGAUUGGAAUCACCUAAAGAUCUCAUUACUGAUUUGAAAAAUGCCAUUUUGAAACUUUAA